Messenger RNA from Cuscuta campestris, 2164 nucleotides. NCBI's taxonomy places the organism in Eukaryota, Viridiplantae, Streptophyta, Magnoliopsida, Solanales, Convolvulaceae. The record is from the annotation of a GenBank genome assembly.
AAUAGCUUUAUCCCUUAAAAAUAUACUCCCUAGCCCCUAAACAUUUAAAAAAGGGGAAGAGAACAAGCAAACUGACCUUAAAGAUAAAUUUAUCCAGUAUUCAUAAAUAAAGUGGAUAAACGGUACUGAUCGGCGGAGGAGGCCUGAUCGGCGACGACCUACCACCGAACGAUAAUGGUGAACGAGGACUGUGAUCCUUAACCUUAUUCCAGAGAGUAAAGAAAGAACGAUGUUUUCUCCAUGCGUUGAUGCUUCCAAGUGCUUUAACCAACUGCACCAGAUUCAAUUUGUGGGGAAGUACUCUCAUGCCUCAUCUUUGACUUCAUUCUCGGUUCGGAAGCCCAUUUGCGUCUAUCCCUGCAUUUCCUGCAGUUCCAAUCGGGAGUAUGAAAUCCAGAGAGGGGUUGGUAGUGGGGAAUUUGUGCGUAGGGAGAGUGUGAAAGUGCAAGGGAAGGGGAAGGGGAAGGAUAAUGUGUGGAGCAUCGACAAUGAAAUGGCAAAUGCGGAGAAGGAGAAGAUGGCGAGGAAGAAGAAGAAGAGGAGCUGGAAAGAAAUGAGAAUGAUAAGGAAGAUUUCUCCCAAGAGUGGAUAUGGCCGGAUCAUGAUCUCCAGUGCUAUGUUAAUUGAGAUUGAAACUGUGUUACAAACUCAGGAACCUGUAAUUCGUCCAGCAUGGAAUACAUUUGCAAGCAGUGUUAGUGGCAUAUGGAAGGGAGUGGGAGCAGUAUUCUCACCCAUGACUGCAGAAAUGGAGCCAAUUGAAGUGGGAGACAAGAAUGAGUACCUCUUUGACUGUUACACCCUUUCUCAUGUUGAAGCUUUGCCUACAUCACUUGGGGGCGUUCAGACAUCCCAAAUCAAGAGGACAGUCAAGUGGGUGUCUUUGAAUCCCCACGGUGAAGUUCCAGAAUUGGGAGGAAAACAAGAGAAGGCCACAGACAGAGAGAGACCUUUAGCUAUGAAGAGGACAGCAGAAGGAAAUUCUUCACAUCAAGAGUUGCCAAGAUUUGAAUCUUUUGACUUUGCAAAGAGUGAUGUGAUGGAGGAGGACAUAAUGGGAAUGGAACCCGGUCUUGUUUUCUUUGAGGAUGGAUCUUACUCGAGGGGGCCAGUUGAUAUUCCAGUUGGGGAACAUGGCGAAUCAAAGUAUUACCUGUCUCCAACAUUUAAGUUUGAACAAUGUUUGGUCAAAGGGUGCCACAAGAGACUCCGCAUGGUUCAUACCAUAGAAUUCAGUGAUGGGGGCUCAGAUAUUGAGAUAUUGAGAGUGGCUGUUUACGAAGAACAAUGGGUUAGUCCCACCAAUAUUUCCGGCCUAAGUGACAUGGAUAUGGAGGUGAAGCCAUUUUCACAGAGGAGGAGAGUUCAACCGGGGGAGCUAACCGGGUCAUGGAAGGUGUUUGAGAUGAGCGCAACACCCGUUCACGGGGAGGAGAAGGAUGAUGCAGCGGUGCCGUACGUAUACCUCUGCACUGAAAAUCUAAAGAGGAGAAGUUUGGGGGAAAGUCCGGUGUACUUCAGGGAAGAGGAGAUGUUAGACAUGCAAGACGCGACGGUGCUAUGGCUGCCUGGUGGUGUCACCAGUUAUGUCGACGUGAAAAAGGAUGGAGUUUUGUGCAUUGGAGUCGGGUGGUAUUCGGAUGAGGGAAUAAAUCUGGUCAUGGAAAGGGACUAUGGAACUGAUGGGAAGCUCAAGGAAGUCAGGUGGAAGUCUGAAAUGAAGAGAAGGUGGACUCACCAUUAAUCCUCCUCAUCCUCCCAUGUAAAUAAACACUUCUCUCUUCUUCUUUUUCUUCUUCUUCUUCUUCUUUUAACUUCCUGUUUGUAUGUAUAUUUACUGUCCUCUUUGUGGUUUCUUGAACCAAUUCAAGAUGGGCUCUUCUCAAUUUCUCUCCAUAAGUGUUCAAAGGGCAAUUUCUUUUAGGCUCCGUUUGGUACACGGAUUCAAACUAUGAAACUGAAAUUGGGGACAAUAAUUCCAAUUCUGCACUUAAUGGUUCAGACUGUUUGUUUCAGCCUCUUAAUGGUUCAGAUGUCUGAAUGGUUAAGAGAUUUGCCUCUGAAUGGUUAAGUAUUAUACAGAGUCUGAAUGGUUAAGAGCUGUUAUCUGAAUUGAUCAGACAUUUGCCUCUGAAUAGUUAAGCAAUAUACUAGCUCUUAAUGG